Molecule: messenger RNA, 582 nt
Organism: Cheilinus undulatus (humphead wrasse)
Lineage: Eukaryota; Metazoa; Chordata; Actinopteri; Labriformes; Labridae
Gene: csrp3
Product: cysteine and glycine-rich protein 3 (cardiac LIM protein)
Exons: 6
Coding region: 13-582 (189 amino acids)
Biological process (GO): muscle tissue development; sarcomere organization; cardiac muscle contraction
Cellular component (GO): cytoplasm; nucleus; Z disc
Molecular function (GO): actinin binding; structural constituent of muscle
Source: RefSeq, a predicted model, not a curated record
CUUGGAUUGAAGAUGCCAAACUGGGGAGGAGGAGCGAAGUGUGCGGCGUGUGAGAAGACGGUGUAUCAUGCAGAGGAGAUCCAGUGUAACGGGAGGAGCUUCCAUAAGACCUGCUUCAUCUGCAUGAGCUGCAGAAAAGGUCUGGACAGCACCACAGUCGCAGCACACGAGUCUGAGAUUUACUGCAAGUCCUGCUACGGCAAGAAAUAUGGGCCAAAAGGCUACGGAUACGGGCAGGGAGCUGGAGCUCUGAGCUCUGACCCUCCAGGAAAGAACACACAGCCACAGGAAUCCAAACCAAAACCAGCUUCUUCGAGCUCCAGCAGUAAAACCUCCCAGAAGUUUGGUAGUUCAGACCGCUGUACUCGCUGCUCCAAAGCCGUCUACGCCGCAGAGAAAGUGAUGGGAGCAGGAAAGCCCUGGCAUAAGACCUGUUUCCGCUGCCUCCUGUGUGGUAAAAGUCUGGAGUCAACCACAGUGACAGACAAGGAUGGAGAGCUGUACUGUAAAGUCUGUUACGCCAAGAACUUUGGUCCAAAAGGAUUUGGAUUGGGGAACGAGGCCAUGUUGGAGAACCAGUGA